Messenger RNA from Funneliformis mosseae, 231 nucleotides. The record is from the annotation of a GenBank genome assembly. NCBI's taxonomy places the organism in Eukaryota, Fungi, Glomeromycota, Glomeromycetes, Glomerales, Glomeraceae.
GUAAGGUCUAUGGUAAAGCAAUAGCAAUGAUAUCGGGAUUUUGUACAAAUAGUUCUUGCAAAUAUCUUUGUAAAGAUUCUCGUAGAAGUUUUUUUGAAAGUCCUUGUGGUGCUUGUAAAGCUUGUGAAAGUUCUUGCGAAAGUUCUUGUGAAAGUUCUUGCGAAAGUUCUUGUGAAAGUUCUUGUGGAAAUUUUUAUGGAAAGUCUUGUAAAGGACCUUGUGGAAUUUCUU